Pediculus humanus corporis (human body louse) is the source of this 1947-nucleotide messenger RNA. Its product is annotated as fbxl4, putative. The coding region runs from base 1 to 1947 and encodes 648 amino acids. NCBI's taxonomy places the organism in Eukaryota, Metazoa, Arthropoda, Insecta, Psocodea, Pediculidae. Gene Ontology annotation, molecular function: protein binding. Gene Ontology annotation, biological process: SCF-dependent proteasomal ubiquitin-dependent protein catabolic process. The record is from RefSeq and is a predicted model, not a curated record. The transcript is spliced from 11 exons. Gene Ontology annotation, cellular component: SCF ubiquitin ligase complex.
AUGGAAAAACAUUUUUACUCUCAAAAAAUUUGUAGUUUACCUCUAAAAAAAAUUCAAAAAUUUGUACUACAAGAGUUUAAGGAAGACAUUAACUUUGUUGAACAAUAUGUGCAUGAAGUAUUGGAUUUUAGUUCUCAAUACGGCAGUGAUACUAGCAUUUCAUACACCGCCUAUAACUUGACAGGAAAACCGUCCAAGUUUCCUGACUACGGAGAUUUUCCACAAGCCUUUGUCAUGAAAACUUAUGGCAACUGGUGGAAAGAAGCACCUUCUAGCACAGUAGAUUAUAUGCCACAAAACACAUCUAAAAUACCCAGUGUUGAUUUUGUGGAUGUUUCUUUUGAGGAAUGUGUAUAUCCUUUUAGAAUUAGUAUUUAUGAAACUUAUAAUCCUGGAGCAGUUGUUCGUAUUUGGGCAAAAAAUCAUGCCAACUCAAAAAAUAUGUGGGAAUUAUUGUGGGAAGGUGAACCCUCUAAGCAAAAACACAUUCCAAGAGUAUUUACACCUUUCAUCAAAAUAGUUAAUUUCACUACAUGUGUUCUUAGAAUAGAAUUUAAUCAUUCUCAAUUGGAAUAUUAUACUGGGAUAGAUGCUGUGCUCUUGGUGGGAACAAAACAACCUAUAAAAAGUAAUUUUUUAUCUUCAAACAAAAUAUUUGACCUAGAAAAUGAUGAAGGAAAUAUAGAUCUAAGUGCAGAAGUGUUUGGAAAACUAACUCAGCAAAUAUAUGAACUUAAUUUACAUUAUAUUCCCAAUAAGGGUACAGACAUACACAAAGUUAAAAGAAAUUUUCAAAAUAAAACUGAUGCCGUAAAUGCUACACAGUCAACAAGAGAUUAUUGUAAUAAUAGUGGAAGGUUUCAAUGUUUGCCAGAUGAAGCAAUAUUGAAAAUUUUGGGAUAUCUUGAUUUAAUAUCAUUACGUAGAUGCGCUCGUUUAAAUCGACAUUUCAACUUGCUUUGUUACGAUAGUUUUUUGUAUAACAGUUUAUCUCUACAACCUUAUUGGAACAUUAUAAAUAAUGGAGCUCUACUUAGUUUGAGUAAACAAUGUCAACAUUUACAAAAGCUUGAUUUAAGUUGGUGUGGAAGUUACAAUGCUAUUACUCCUUCCGUUUUUCAAGAAUUUUUAAUCCCUAGUUAUGGUACUCUAACUCAUAUUCGUUUGAAUAGCUGUAAAUUUGUAACAAAUGAAACAAUUGAAGUUUUAGCUCAGUGUAAACAAUUAAAAGAACUUGGUUUAAGAAAUUGUACUACUGUAAGCAGCAAAGGAUUUUACUGUUUAGAAAAACUUUCUCAAUUGGAAUACCUCGAUUUAUACAGGACAAAUAUUACUUGUCAACCUCUGAUUGAAAUCCUAAAGAACAACAAAAAUUUAUUGCAUUUGAAUUUGGGAUCUUGCACCAAAAUAAACAAUAUGGAUGAAGUUGUGUUAGCUAUAUCUGAAAAUAAUAAAAAACUUAUUUCACUCGAUCUCUGGAAAACUUCAAAUUUAACUCAAGUUGGAGUUUCAGCAUUAAGUCAAUGUAGCUUACUUGAAGAAGUGGAUUUAGGGUGGUGCUUGGGAUUUACUUCACCUUUUGAUAGUUUGUGUAAUCUAGCAGAAGGAUGCAGUAAACUAAAAAAGCUGUUUCUAACAGCUGUUCGAGGGAUUUGUGAUAAUGAUUUAGAGCCUUUUAUUAAAUUUUGUCCUGAUUUGGAACAAAUAGAUUUAUUAGGAGCUCGAGGGAUCACAUCAGAAAUUUGCCUUGAAUUAUUAAUAGGAUUACCGAAAUUAAAGCUUUUGGAUCUCAGUUUUUGCAAUUUAAUAUCUUAUGCAAAUAUUUCUGACUGGAAACAUCUUUUCCCUCAUGUUUCUUUUAAAAGAAGUUCUCACUUUAAACAAACUAAUUUAAAUGAAAAAAAAAUUUCAAUAUUUGCUGUAAAUUUUAAUCCUUUAAAAAAAUAA